This is a messenger RNA of Solanum pennellii, 943 nucleotides long. RefSeq names its product glycine-rich protein A3-like. The transcript is spliced from 3 exons. The record is from RefSeq and is a predicted model, not a curated record. Lineage: Eukaryota; Viridiplantae; Streptophyta; Magnoliopsida; Solanales; Solanaceae. The coding region runs from base 122 to 634 and encodes 170 amino acids.
ACCCUCUCCAUUUCAUGAACUUUUCUUAAUUUCUUUAUUUAUUGUUAGUUUAUUUGAAUUUUCCUCAGACUUCGUCGGUGAGAUUACAUUGAUUUUGUCGUUGUUGUGGUACUUGAAAAGGAUGGGAGGUGGAAAGGACAAGCAUGCACAAUAUCCUCCCGGAGGACAAUAUCCUCCGGGAGGCCAAUUUCCUCCUGGAGGUCAAUAUCCUCCGGGAGAGUAUGCUCCAGCACCCGGAGGAUACCCUCCUCAACAAGGGGGUUACCCUCCUCAGCAAGGGGGUUACCCUCCUCAACAAGGGUAUCCUCCAGCACAGGGAUAUCCGCCUGCAGGAUAUCCUCCCCAAGGAUAUCCACAGGCGGGUUAUCCUGGUCAACCCGCUCCACACCAUGGAGGACAUGGAAUGAUGGCGGGAUUAGCAGUUGCUGGCGUAGCAGCGGCUGGAGCAGCCGCGUAUGGUGCUCAUCAUAUGGGACACGGUGGAGGUCAUCACCCUGCACCAGGUACUGCUCAUUAUGGACAUUAUGAUCAUGGAAAGCAUGGCAAGGGGCAUGGCAAGUUUAAGCAAGGAAAGGGGAAAGGAAAACACAAAAAAGGCAAGAAUCAUGGAGGCAAAUUCAAGAAGUGGAAGUAACUAACUAGUUCAACUUCAUGAUAGGCAUGCAAUAAGUUAUCGCAUAUGAUCUCGGGAUAAUUGAUCCUGAAAUAACUUGUUCACACCCAAACAACCCCAUAGUUUUACGCGUGUGACCAAAAGGUCUUACAUAUUUAAGCUCAGUCUAGCUAUGAAAACAACCUCAUAUAGAAAUGUAUAGUAAGAUUGCAUAUUGUAUUUUACAUUUUGUUAGUAGAAAAAAAUUGUAAUUAUGUGUUGAAUUUGAUUGAGAAAACCUUUCUUUUGUAGGUUUGUGGCUUUUUUGAUGUAUAGUUAGGGGAUUCAUUA